UCGUGUUCAGGGCCUGAAUGUUAAUGAUAACAUUCAAAUGUAUGCUACAUCUGAACCAUCAAUAGGCCUAACGUACUUUAAUUUGACAACAGAUGGUUAUCUAACGGUAUCGUCUACGUUGGAUUACGAAUCUUUAACCAAUACAUCUUACAUACUGAACAUUACCGCUACAGACGGAAAGAAUACAGCGACAGCUACAAUAUCUCUGAUAGUAACAGACCAAAAUGAGGCUCCAGUGUUCCAACAGAUACAGUAUUCCGUUGAAGUUAAUGAAUCUGCUAAAAGUACUGCGUUUCCAUUGGUUGGUUUUAUCAUUGAUGACCCUGACGUAUCGGACUCAUUUACAUAUUCACUAGAUUGUGGUAACGACACCUGGGGGUUUUCUAUGUCAAACGAAACAGGGGAGAUAAUGUAUGCAUACGAUUAUGAUCUUGACACUAUACGUAUUUCACAAUACAACUGUACAGUGAAAGUAAUUGACAAUGGAUCUAAUAUUGGUACAACACAUCUUACUAUAAACAUUAACGACAUUAACGACAAUAUACCAUACUUCAAUCAAACGCAGUAUACGUUUUACAUAACGCCGUAUGGGGCAGUUGGGAUGAAUAUAGGCGGAGUGGCCGCUUACGACAUUGAUAUUGAAUUUGGAACUAUAACAUAUAGUUUAAAUAUGACAAUGUACUCAAACUUAUUCAUACAAAUAAAAAAUGAAGGAACUCUUUAUAUCAAUGAAAUUUUGAGUAAUGACUUUAAUUAUGGAGAUGUUAUGACAUUUACGGUAACGGCAGAGGAUAAUGGCGGGUUACAGACAACGGUUACGGUGUGGAUUGUUUUUGCAGAGAUAAACACUGAUUUACCGAUCGCGACAAUACCAAUUACAUUUUUGGAAGAUCCUAGAAAUAUACUUUGGUUGACAGCAUUAGCCAUACUUAUACUCGCCUUUACACUUGGUGUGUUUAUCUUCUGUACUGAUUUCUGUAUAGCGAAAAGAAUAAGACGGCGUCCAGCGAAACGUCCAAAGACAGUAAAACUAUUUAGUCCAAUUGCUGCAAAAGAAGCACCAAAAAGAACAUCUGAAAUAGAGUUGAGCAUGACUGCAGCCUCGGCUAUGUCUUAUCGUAAGCCCAGUGAUUUAUGA
Molecule: messenger RNA, 1138 nt
Organism: Mytilus trossulus (common blue mussel)
Lineage: Eukaryota; Metazoa; Mollusca; Bivalvia; Mytilida; Mytilidae
Product: protocadherin-like wing polarity protein stan
Exons: 6
Coding region: 38-1138 (366 amino acids)
Biological process (GO): homophilic cell-cell adhesion
Cellular component (GO): plasma membrane
Molecular function (GO): calcium ion binding
Source: RefSeq, a predicted model, not a curated record